GGGGUUUUUUCUGCUGCUAUCUUGUUAAAGAGCGCUGCUUAGCUUCCUUCCUGUCUAUGCUUUCUUGCAAGCAUUUAGCUGUCUGCUUCUUCAGGGCAGCAUUAUUGCUCCGGUAGAGUUGGAGGUUGCUGGCUCAUUUUCUCCUGGCACCUGAGAUGAAUUUCUCUCUUUCUGCAGGAUGCAUGGUAUCUAGAUUGUGUCAAGUCUUGUUGAGAGUCCACAGCAGUACCCUCUCAAAUGAUAGUACUGUGUUUGCAUUUGGCAUCUUUCUCUUGAGAUAGUCAAGGCCUGCGAAAACUCUUUCUGCCGAAAGACUAUCUUUGGGACAUGUUUAGGUUUUCUGUCCUCAGCUGUGCAUCUGUAUUGUGAAAUCUCCCUCUAGGCAAGGGAUCUUCUUAUUCUUCUAAUUGUCUGGAGAUCAGACACAAACAUGUUGUGGAGCACAACAGACAGAGCUUGCUUGGUGAGAUGCUUAACAUCUUCUGUAGUUGUCUGGUAGAGAGCUCCAUGCAUCUCAUUUCUCUUGGGGGGGGGGGAAUUCCUUGAAAAAGGAAACAUACUGUUGUUGAGGAGGGAGUGGGAACAUUCAUCCAUUCACCUCUUUUUUUUUUCAGUGCAGGUGCUUGUACUAUACAUUGGUGUCCAUCACAUGUAUGUCACUCUCCGCCAUUUUCAUGACUGGAAGGGGGAUACGCUGGCCAAUUAUACCCAUAGCACGAAUUCCGGCGAAUUACAAUACAUCAUCUAAAUUUUCUGUCAGACAUUUGAUGAAUUCUCUUCCCAUUUUGGGUCAAGCACACAACUCAUGAAAGUGUUCUGUAUGCUAGAUCACUGCAGCACUGUUGUGAAAAGGCACAUGGAAUCUGUUUCCUUCGUAUGCCACAAGCUGUGAAGAUGGGACAAUGGCCUUGAAUUCCUCCACCAUACCAGACUGUUGGUCACUGUUGAUUACAGAAUCUUCUAACUAACAGUGAGAAGACAUGCAGACUUGCCCUAUUGCCUGGCCCACAGCAAUUGUUUUCCCUGCCAAGUUUUCCACUGCAGCUUUUGAUCUUUUCCCACUCAAUUAGGGCUGCAGAUGCAUAUUCUUGGAGUUUGGUACAAGGUGUUUGCCGCAGUAAAGAUCAUUGAUGGUAGCUAUCUGCUGCUUUGUUUCUUCAUCAAUGUCAGCCCAGUUCUCAGUUACCUUGGGUAGUGUUGAUCCACUGAACUUUUCCAGCUUUUGGAUGUAGAUUUUAUUCACUUCACACCGACAUGUAUCCGUCUUGGUAUUUUUUAUUUUUGAAAGCAGUGUGUCCAUGCUUGAUUAUGAUCUGAGUGAAAGUAACUCAUUAAGAGUUUCUUCCAUUUCCUUGAAAGGUAUGACAGCACUUUCUGAGCUGAUGUCAUGAAGACACAUUCCAACUGUUCCAGAAUCAGUUGAGGCCAGGAAUGUGGUGUACCCCUUUCCCUUUUUGGAGGUGCUACCAAACUUGUAAACUCAGUGGAUUGUCAGAAGUUGCCAUCUUGUUUCUUGCAGCCUCCUUGUUUAACAUUGCCUGCUCUACUGCAAGAUACCGGAAGAGAGUUAGCUUAGGCAAACAGGUGACACUCAUCUUUCCCACAUCUCUAAGAACGAUUCAAAUAAUGUCCGCCUCAUUCCUACUUGACUCUUCUUGUGUGAUAUGUGAAUUACCAAGAUGGGUUUUUACUCAUUUCCUUGUAACGUACUCCUGUCAUUUCCUCCACAGAGAUUUCCGAUGAAGAGAUUGCAGGAUUAAGAGCAGCUUUUGAAGCAGAUCCUAAGAACCUUCUGGCACAGAAUGCUGCCACCAAGUAUGAUCCUUUGGAGUUCUGUGUUCCUCAUCGUGCAGUAGGACAGAACCUUCAUGCUUAUACUCACAAAGUAGCUGAGGCAAAGCCAAUGACCAACCAGCGGAGCUCUGGGCGUUGCUGGAUCUUUGCCUGUCUCAACACCAUGCGUAUCCCAUUCAUGAAAAAACUCAACAUAGAGGAGUUUGAAUUCAGUCAGAAUCAUCUCUUCUUUUGGGAUAAGAUCGAACGCUCAAACUACUUCCUCACUUCCAUGGUUGAGAUCUUCAAGCAAGAGGAGCCUGUGGAGGGCCGUUUGGUCAGUUUUAUGCUGACCUGUCCAACCAAUGAUGGUGGUCAAUGGGACAUGCUGGUCAAUUUGGUCAAUAAGUAUGGAGUGAUGCCCAAGAAAUGCUUCCCUGAGGCACACUCAUCUGGAGCAUCACGGAGGCUCAAUGUCACCCUCACAACCAAGUUGCGUGAUUAUGCCAAGGAGCUACGUGAUAUGGUGGAAAAGAAAUCUUCGGCCUCAGACAUUGAGGCAAGGAUCAAGGAACAGAUGGCAGAGAUCUUCCGGGUAACCAGUAUCUGUCUUGGUAUCCCACCUACAACCUUCACCUGGGAUUACCAUGACAAGACCAAGACCUUUCAAUCUGUAGGACCAAUCACACCUAAAGACUUCUAUCUUCAGCAUGUCAAACCCGUCUUUAACAUGGAUGAGAAGGUGUGCAUAGUGAAUGAUCCACGACCAAAGAACAAGUAUGAAGAGAUGUAUACUGUCCAGUACUUAGGCAACAUGGUUGGUGGUCAAAAGACCCUCUAUAACAACCAACCCAUUGACAUUCUCAAAUCCACUGCCCUUAAAUCAAUACAGAAUGGAGAGCCCGUUUGGUUUGGAUGUGAUGUUGGCAAAUUUAGCACUAGGAAGACCGGCAUACUAGACACAAAAAGCUUGGACUAUGAGUUGGUGUUUGGAAUUCAGAGUUUACAACUGGACAAGGCCGAAAGACUUCUGUUUGGAGAAUCAUUGAUGACACAUGCUAUGGUACUUACAGGAGUAGGAACCGAUGGUGCUGAAAACGAUACCAAGACAACUAAAUGGAGGGUUGAGAAUUCAUGGGGUGAAGACACAGGCGAGAAAGGGUACCUUGUGAUGUCAGAUGAGUGGUUCUCUGAGUUUGUCUUUGAAGUGGUUGUUGACAAGGCAUACGUUCCUGCUGAAGUCCUAGCUGUCCAAACCAAGGAACCCAUUGUUCUACCUCCAUGGGACCCUAUGGGCUCUCUUGCACAUCCUGUCUCUGCCAAACUCUAAAUAUAUCAUAGGGUUCAUUCAAGUAAUCACAAAAUUAGAUCACAAAUAAAAUGCAUAUAUAAAAACACAGAAACUCCAACUUGCCCAUUUUGGCUUGAUAUUUCCUGCUUUGAGUCCAUUAAAAAAAGUGAUCUAGCUAUCCAGCUUGAGUUUAAACUUUUCCAGCCCAUCCACCUUUAUAGUUACAUUUUUCAAAAUGUUAUAUUUCAAAAGGUUAAGUAUUUUUCCAACUGAUGAAUAAUCAUUGAAAGUCAGCCAUAUUUUCAAUUAUUACAAAAUUAAAAAGUUCAGGGCCUGUCACACAAUGCUUAGCAAUCGAUCAUACAGUUGAAUUUUACACUUAAUUGCAUAUUGUGAGCAAUAAAAUCAAUCAUAAUAUCAGUUCAAUGAUCAAAUGCCAAGCUUUAUGUUACUGGCAUCAGAAUAUUUUUUUUAUAUAUAUGGCUGCCAUGUCACUUCAUCCUUAAUAGAGGAACUGACAUGACACCAUGGCUUCAUUUUCAGGGUAAUAAUAAAGCAAAGUUUUCAACAGGACAUCACUUAUCUAGUCAUUUCAAGUAAAUGAUGAUUUUCCUGAAAUAAUGAGGUAGGAGAACAUAGACAAAUUUAAUAUGUGAUUUAUGGAAUGUCAUGAGCCAGUGUGUUUAAUUUAUUUCUUCUUUUUUUUGGUUCAGGUAUUGUAUUUGUUCUCUGGUAUAUUGUGUCUAAUAUUUUAAGCUCUUAACUUUCUUAGUGUGUAGAUACAGAGAUUUAGUCACAAAUUCUAUUCUCAAAUAAAUAUAAUUAAUGGAGUGAUAUGUGCCAGUAUUGUUUUUAAAUUUUGGGUUCAGGGAUUUGGGUGAUUGAAUUAUCAAAGAAUUUCUAAAAUAUUAUGUAUUAUGCUUUAUGGGUAAUUCCAUAAAUUAAUCAUCCUAUUAGUAUAUCCAACCCCCAUUUUUCUUAAUUUUUAUUCCACUUCAUGCCAUGGUAAUGGCAUGUGUUGGGUGUUUGUCAUAUGAAAGCAUGAAGUAGAGCCGAAUCACGCCAGGGUUCCGUUUCAUGAAGACUUGUUAUAGUAAAGUCAGAAUUUCUAUAACAAGGUCACCAUCAGCCAGUCAAAUCGAAUGAUUUCAGUAGCUUUUGUCUGUUAUUGCAAAUUUAUAUAACAAGUUUUAUGAAACGGGGUCCCAGAAAGCCCCUCCACCUCAUUAGGGGGUUGGAUUACAUACUUUUUUCUUCGGGGAUUGUAUGGGUUCUCUUGCGUUUGUUCUCUCUCUCUUAUCUAAGCUUUAUACCAUGUUUGCUGUAGUCCUAUAAAUAUUCAUUUCUCUUUGCAACCGAUUAGUCAAUUAAAUGUCUGAGUAGAAGUUUUUGAUCAGAUUUUUUUUUUCAAAGUUGGACAGAUUUCUGUGGUAUCCUAGAGAUUUUCCUUAGGCAGCAUUACCUGUAUUAAGAGUCAGAAGUGCUGGUCACCUUUUCACCAAGGUGAACAAAGUUAAAUUAAACCAUGAUUUAAAAUUAGUGGUCUCUCUCCACUACAUGGGAAUGGUAAAAGAAAUCAAAAUGAGUAAAAAAAAACCACUGCCAUUAUAUGGUCUGGGGCCGAUAACACAAAGCUUAAUGAUUGUAGCUUUCUUAGGGUUGAUUUUAUGAUUGAACAUUAUGUGAAAUCAAUCAUUUUACUCAAGGAUAUCAGGCCAGAACUACAUGAUCAUACAUUUAACGUUGUGUUACAAAUUAUACUUAAAUCAUGUGAAGCCAUUUAUUCUACAUGAAUUUCCUUUUCUUGUCUGAAAACGAUUUUUUCAUGAAAUGAUAAAACAGUUUUAUGUGUAUUUGAAUCAAUCUUCUUUUGGGGCAGGUACGUGUAUACAUCCUGUAAGAAAAGAAUAUACUUCAUUCGAGAUUGUUUUUAUAACGACCAUUCCUUUUAUGUAGUGUUUGAGUUGAAAUGUAUCUUCAACUAAGUGGAUUAAAUGAGUAUUUACUUAUUACUGGUGUAGAUAACAUCUAUAUCCCUAAUAUAUUCUAAUAUUAAGAAAUGCUGUAUGUAUAGACAGGACAACUAGAUUUUAUCUUUUCGCACAAAUUAAGCACUUGUUGUGAUUGUGGUGGCUGUUUGGUGAUAAAUCUUUAUAUUCUUUUUUUGAUCCUGCCAGUUGUUCAACUUUCAAAAGUUAAUCUGUUCAAGUAAAUCUCAAAACAUUUAUAAACUCCCGACCUUGAUAUGGGUAAAUUGUUAGUUUUAUAUGUUUUGAUAUUAGCUGUGUCUAAAUUUUGUAUUACUUAAUAACUGCAAUAUUAGAUUUACCAUUUAGACCAUAUUGGAUCAUAGUUGACGUACGUAUGUACCUGUAGGGAUUCUACUAAUGUAAUAGAUUAUCUUAUACCAUAGCUCUUUUUAUAGGUUUUUACCAGAGAAGGUAAUAGAUUUUGAGGAAAUUGUAAAUACCCCUAUCAAUGUAUUUGCGAGAUUCUUAUUGGACUGAAUAAAUCCUGUACGAUUUCUA
This is a messenger RNA of Lytechinus pictus (painted urchin), 5592 nucleotides long. RefSeq names its product bleomycin hydrolase-like. Gene Ontology annotation, molecular function: cysteine-type aminopeptidase activity. Gene Ontology annotation, biological process: L-homocysteine catabolic process; response to toxic substance; proteolysis. Gene Ontology annotation, cellular component: cytoplasm. The coding region runs from base 1904 to 3103 and encodes 399 amino acids. The record is from RefSeq and is a predicted model, not a curated record. NCBI's taxonomy places the organism in Eukaryota, Metazoa, Echinodermata, Echinoidea, Temnopleuroida, Toxopneustidae. The transcript has 10 exons.